Molecule: messenger RNA, 523 nt
Organism: Scheffersomyces amazonensis
Lineage: Eukaryota; Fungi; Ascomycota; Pichiomycetes; Serinales; Debaryomycetaceae
Exons: 1
Coding region: 139-516 (125 amino acids)
Source: RefSeq, a predicted model, not a curated record
ACGUAAUCAUAGAGCAAUUUACUACCAGUAAUAAUUGGUGAUACUGCUACACAUAACUGAUACUCACACUACUCAUUAGUCAUACAAUUAGUGAGUGAUACUUUUAAUUUUACUCAUACUUAUACUCAUACUAAGACAAUGGAUCGUCCUAUCUUAGGCAGGGAAAGACUCCCUUCGCGACUUGAUAUCUUAUCUAAUGGAUUGAAACUUGAUGUUAGAGCUCAUCAGAGAACUUACGAAGGUGCUUAUACUCGUUCAGCUAUAGGAUGUUUAUCAUUUUCCAUCUUAAUUAUUAAAUUAUUUUCCAAAGAAUUUCUCCCUGUUGGUACCAUAUAUACAGUGUAUGGAUCACUAUUAUACUUUAUAGGAGUUCAUAAAGCUGCCGGAGUAGAUACUUAUUAUAACCCUCAUAAAGAUAUGGAAAUUUUUAAAACUAGUGGUGAUACCAUUGUACUUUUAACAAUUAUUAGUUUAUCAGCUUAUAUAGCUGUACUAGUAUUAAUACUACGAAUGUGAACCAGCU